AUGCCCAAGGGACAUCUUUUUGUACCAAUACAAUCUGUGCUGAUCUUGGGGAUGAUCUUCAGUCUUACGUGCCUGAUCCUGCGAUUGCGGGUUAGGAGGCGACUGAACGGCAGGCUUUAUCCAGAAGAUGUCUGUUUGGUCCUAUCAUGGAUCGUCUGUAUAAACACCCAAGGCUUGAUUCUCUAUGCUCUGUACAACGCUGGAUUGGGGGUACAUGUUCAAGACCUUACGACCCGCCUAUUGGACUUGUAUGAAAAGCUAUUUCUUGCAACCGCGUGCCUCUUUGUCACGGGUCUAUGUCUUGCCAGGGGCGCUCAUCUGAUCUUUUUGGGUCGCAUCCUUGCCGGAAAACACACGCUGCGUUAUGCACUAUAUGCUGCCACUGCAUUCAUCACAGCCGGCUCGUUCAUUAUCAUAUCGCUUUUUGUCUUCGCUUGCCGACCUAUCACCCGAUCAUGGAAUGUGUCCCAGGCCGGCAAGUGUAUUAGUCGACCCGCAAUUUUUAUUGCCGUUGCAGUUCUGAAUAUAUGCUCUGACAUCCUGCUGGCACUGCUGCCCGUGCCGCUGAUCUACAAUAUGCAGGUACCUCGAGCACAGAAAGUCAAAUUUGUGAUCCUUUCUAUCAUGGUCUGCGUGACAUUCGUUGCCAGCGCUAUCCGACUGCGCGUUACAAUUCCCUUACUGAAAACCGACGACUUGACGUACGACAUAGCGCCACUUGCGUUGCUCGUUGGUAUCGAAGCGAAUCUAAUAGUCAUUGCAGCCUGUCUACCAGCAUUACGGCAGGGCUUCCGGAUGGCCCUCAAAGACCAUGAUAUGCCCCGGGACGAACUAUCAAAGCCCACUGACAAUCUCGCGAACUGUGACAGUCCGCCAGGGAGGACACCGCGCUUGGAAUUGUCACCCUUGGACAGUAUUGUCAUCGGUCCACCAAGACUCCCGCUUCAAAUUUCAGGAGCCAAGGUGUCAGCAUGAACCACUCAGCUUUGACUUUCUACGACUAUUCUCUCACUCCAUGAACACUCCGGGCUAUCAAU
Aspergillus uvarum CBS 121591 is the source of this 1037-nucleotide messenger RNA. RefSeq lists its product as uncharacterized. The transcript is spliced from 7 exons. Lineage: Eukaryota; Fungi; Ascomycota; Eurotiomycetes; Eurotiales; Aspergillaceae. The coding region runs from base 1 to 975 and encodes 324 amino acids. The record is from RefSeq and is a predicted model, not a curated record.